GUGAACGGUACUGGUGGGUGGGGAGUGCACAAGGUGGUCUUGGGGACGACUCCUCUCCCCGGAGGAGCUGUAUCCUGUAGUAAGGGGAUCCGGCGUUGCCACCUGCUCAGAGGGGUCUCCCCACCCAGACCACCAGGACCCCAUUUCCAGGAGAACAGCCCAGAUGUCUCAAGUGCAGGAGCUCUUCCACGAGGCAGCCCAACAGGGGGCGCUGGCCCAGCCCCAGCCCUGGUGGAAGAGCCAGCUGUUCGUGUGGGAGCCGGUGCUGUUUGGGACCUGGGAUGGUGUGUUCACAUCCUGCAUGAUCAACAUUUUUGGGGUUGUCCUUUUCCUGAGGACUGGCUGGCUGGUGGGAAAUACGGGAGUGCUCCUGGGCACGUUUCUGGUGUCCUUUGUCAUCCUGGUGGCCCUCAUCACCGUGCUGUCCGGCAUCGGCGUUGGGGAGCACUGUGGUGUUGGCAGCGGUGGUGUCUACUCAAUGAUCUCCUCAGUCCUCGGCAGGCAGACCGGAGGCACGAUUGGGCUACUGUACGUGUUUGGACAGUGUGUUGCAGGGGCCAUGUACAUCACUGGCUUUGCUGAGUCCAUCUCUGAUUUGCUGAGCCUCAGGAGCAUCUGGGCCGUGCGAGGAAUUUCGGUUGUGGUGCUUCUGGCCUUGCUGGGGAUUAACCUGGCAGGUGUCAAAUGGAUAAUCCGCCUCCAGCUGCUGCUGCUGUUCCUGCUGGCCGUGUCCACACUGGACUUCGUGGUGGGCUCUUUCACACACCUGGACCCAGAACACGGUUUUGUUGGGUAUUCACCAGAACUGCUACAGAACAACACUCUGCCCGAUUACAGCCCAGGAGAAUCUUUUUUCACUGUCUUCGGGGUGUUCUUCCCAGCAGCUACAGGAGUCAUGGCUGGUUUCAACAUGGGGGGUGACCUCAGGGAGCCCACUGCCAGCAUCCCCCUGGGCUCCCUAGCAGCUGUUGGCAUCUCGUGGUUUCUGUACAUCGUAUUUGUCUUCCUGCUGGGCGCUGUCUGCACCCGAGAGGCCCUUCGCUAUGACUUCCUGAUAGCGGAAAAGGUGUCCCUUGUGGGCUUCCUGUUCCUUUCGGGCUUAUACAUCUCAUCCCUGGCCUCCUGUAUGGGAGGUCUCUAUGGAGCCCCCCGGAUCCUGCAGUGCAUUGCCCAGGAGAAAGUGAUCCCCGCACUGGCCUGCCUGGGGAAAGGGAAAGGUCCAAAUAAAACACCUGUUGCUGCCAUCUUCCUGACCAGCUUAGUGACCAUGGCUUUUGUCCUUGUGGGCCAAGUGAAUGUUCUAGCCCCCAUUGUCACCAUCAAUUUCAUGCUGACGUACAUUGCAGUGGACUACUCUUACUUCUCCCUGUCCAUGGGUCCCUGCAGCCUUCUCCAGGUGCCUGAGUCAGUGCACAGGGAGGGCACGGGAGCUCUCCGCCGCUCUGAGCACCUGCUCUUGCAGAAGGCUCCCAGCUAUGGCUCUGAGGGCACUGCCCAAAGCCUCUCUGAGGGUACUCUGCUAGAAUUCACCAAAGACAUGGAUCAACUCCUCCAACUAACCAAGAAGUUUGAGAAUAGCCAACCCAGGCAAGGAGACAGUGACGGGAUCCCAGAAAGUAAGAAGGGGAAAUGCAAGAAGGCCACCAAGUCAACCUUACAAGAUAGCUUCCUUUUGGACCUCAAGUCCCCAGCUUCCUUCCCUGCUGAGGGCUCUAACAGAUUGCCUGUUGCCUCACGGGAGCGGCAGGAGGCCUGCUGGAAAAAGGAGAGUGGCGGGAGUGAAGGAGCUCUGCCUGGAGGAGCGAGUGGAGACCAUCCUGUCCCUGAGCCACGUUACCAGCCUGGCCCAAGUGGAGAAGAUUUAUUCCUGAAGUCUAGGCUCCAGGAACAAGAUAUCCAGAGGAGACCAACUUCUUUCUAUACCCACAUAUGCAACCCCUGGGUCUCCCUGUUAGGGGCUGUUGGGUCCCUUCUCAUCAUGUUUGUGAUCCAGUGGGUCUACGCCCUCAUUAACAUGGGUGUUGCUGCCAUUGUGUAUUUCUACAUUGGUCGGGCCAGUCCAGGGCUUCACCUUGGAUCAGCCUCCAACUUCAGCCUCCUCAGGUGGAUGAGGUCUCUUCUGACCCCUUCCUGCAGGAGCCUGAGAUCUCCCCAAGAGCAGAUAAUUUUGGCACCGUCCCUGACUAGGGUUGACACGGAGAUGACCCAGCUUACCCAGGAGAACGCAGACUUCGCCACUCGGGACCGCUACCACCACUCUUCCCUUGUGAGUCGGGAGCAGCUGAUGUCUCAGUACUAGAGCACUGAGUGCUUAGCAGUAGGCAGCCCAAGGGCCCUCCUUUCUUGGAGCUGUCCAGUGCGCCGAUGGAUCCGAAUCUCAGAACCUUCACGAUGCUGGUUCUCCUCAGUAAGAAACUCAAAGACCUGUCCGACCACUGCUGUUUUGGACCACGGGCUCCUGCAUUCUGGUCUGGGGUGCACACCUCACCAGGGUAACCACCGCAGUGGCUGUGGCCUCCACAACGUGCACCCAGUUCGAAGAGCUCCAUGUGAACAUCAAGACUUGCAAGUGUGGAGAAUCACACCGGGCUGCUUGUUCUGAA
Hyaena hyaena (striped hyena) is the source of this 2603-nucleotide messenger RNA. RefSeq names its product solute carrier family 12 member 8 (gene SLC12A8). Lineage: Eukaryota; Metazoa; Chordata; Mammalia; Carnivora; Hyaenidae. Gene Ontology annotation, cellular component: membrane. The transcript has 14 exons. The record is from RefSeq and is a predicted model, not a curated record. Gene Ontology annotation, biological process: potassium ion import across plasma membrane; chloride transmembrane transport; potassium ion homeostasis. Bases 164 to 2299 code for a protein of 711 amino acids. Gene Ontology annotation, molecular function: potassium:chloride symporter activity.